AUUUUAUUUGUUGCAUUUACAACUUUCGAAACUUCCAACUUCACAAAGUGCAAUUUCUAAAUCCCUUCUCUAUUAGAUAAUAUCUACCUACCUAAGGGAUCGGGUACUAUGUCACUUAUUUAAACACAAUGGAAAUAAUAAAUUGCUAUGCCUCAGCCGCAAGAUAACGCACGCGCCAUCCUCCUCAUCAUCUUGAUAUUCUGGCUUGCCACAAGUCCCGACUCAGGACCAGGCCUCAUCGCAGGUCCAACCCUAAUAAAGAGCCGACUCGCACGCCAGCGACAUGCGCUCGGCGUCCUAAAUAGUACGCAAUGGGGCGACUUCUCACCACGUCUUGCCGAUGACCCGCCCGAUCUACCCGAAGAUCCUCCUAAAGACAACCCCGAAUCUGAGACGGAAACCGAGUCGAAGUACAAGUAUCUGAAUCUAACGGGCUUUCGUAAGGAAGAUAAGUAUGUGUGGGAAGAUUUAAAGCGAUUUAAAGACCGAUGUGAGGAAUGGAGUACAAAUGCCGUAGGAAUCCCGGAGGCUGCGGCGCCCGUAUGGCAAAAUGCGACGGGCGUGGUUCGUGGGUGGUGGCAGAGGACGAAUACGUCUUCUCCGAGAUAUCAUUCGGGUUAUAAUCUAAGUGAGAUCAGUCCUGGAGUUACAUGGGCCGGGUUAAACUCCGACUGGGGUAGAAAUGCCACCGGUGCGGAGGGAAAGAUUAAUGUGCGACUUGAGGAUAAUCAAGAUGCUGUCACGGAACCAGAAGAAAUAGAUAAGAUGGUAUUGGAGAAAGCAGUCAUCAAGGCACGAGAAGUAUCGGGGACGGUCACUAUUGACGAUGUCAAAGGCACCGGGAGCAGCUGGGAAAUGCGACUCCAUGGUGUUCAUUGGCCUCGUCAGGGGUCAAUGCUACUUACGACGACCAGCGAGAAAUUUGCCGGCAUCUUCGGAUUACCUCAUCUAACUACCCGACCAGAUUUCUUUGAAUCUAGUAAAGCAUUACUAAACAGGACCCUAGAGAAGGCUCUCACAAGAAAGGAACAGCAUACCUUUACAGACCAAAUCGAUCCUUGGACGUCUACUGUAGAUUCUCCAGGUGAAGCUUGGAACCCAACUCCCCACUGCGAGUACUUGCUAUAUAUCCAAAUCCACCCCUUAGAGCAAGACAUUCUAGGAGUUCAACCAAGCCUCACAGGUCCAGAAAAUGUUGCCAAGGCGAUUCAAGAUAUCGAGGAUGAACUUCGCUUCCCUCAAGGUACGGGGCAUCGGAGAAUACCGAGGCUUCAGAUGUCGGCCGUCGUAUUCUCUCCUGACUGUGGCUUCUUCCUUGAAACCAAGGGCCCCCCAGCUUUUGCUCCGGUUGAUGGAAAACAUAUGAUCGGUGUUAAGCAAGAAAUCUUCCUUCACAGCGUCAGCAAAUUCCUUCUAGGUCUUGCAUUAGUCGUUUUUGGGCAACUUCAGUUGCUUAAGCUACAGAUGAGAGAAACUUCUACACCUUCAACCCUAGGUCGAGUGAGUUUCUACACUAGCUGUAUGAUGUUGCUUGCCGAUGGCAUGCUCUUCACCGGAGCAGCUGCUUGGAGUUUCUCGGCGUCAACUACUUUGCUACCUUCCCUUGCUAUCACAUGUGUUUCGUUCUUAUCUAUGGCCGUUGGGACUUUUUUUCUAGCUGAGAUUCACAAGGUGCAAGAGCCUGAAUGGCGACGGCAAGAACGGGAAAGAGAACGACAGAACACAUCUGCAAACCCAACUCCUCCACGCCCAACCCCUUCAUCUAACACCCCCAGCCCAUCACCUUCUCCCCCCAUUAUCAUUCCAUCAGACCAAGACAUAGAUGCCGAAAUCGCUGAGAACGAAACUAAUAAUAACAAUGCCACCCUUCCUGCUCCAGUAACAGCAACUACUCCCCCAAGUGCUCAAACUAUUAGAACACAAUUAAGCAACAUAUUCGGACGCCUCCUAUUCAUCGGCAUCAGCAUCCUCUUCCUCAGUCUAGCGGCCGCGAGCUGGCGACCUAGCUUCCGCUCUGCAUACUUCAACAUCCUACUCUUUGCGUACCUAUCUCUCUGGUUCCCGCAAAUAUACCGCAACAUCUACCGCAACUGCCGACGCGCGCUCUCGUGGCGCUUCGUCGUCGGCCAGUCUAUCUUUCGGCUGCUACCCAUCGCCUACUUCUACGUCCUGCCGAAUAACUUUGCAUUCACGGAGCCGGACCUCACCGCCUUUGCCGUGCUUGCCGGCUGGCUGUGGCUGCAGAUCUGGAUACUAGCCGCACAGAGCAUUCUUGGCCCAAGGUUCGGCGUCCCGAGGGGCUGGAUGCCAGAGGCAUGGGAAUACCACCCCGUGCUCCGCGAGGAUAACCUCGAGGCAGGCGGACUGCCGAUCGGUCUCGUCUCGGCACCGAGUAGUCCCACAUCACCCAAUCGGUCGCGCUCCGGCUCCAGCGGGGACAGUGACAAAGACAAAAAGCGGACGAAUACACAUGUCAUCGACUGCGCGAUUUGUAGGGAGGUGUUAGAAGUCCCUGUUAUCAAGGCCGGGUUCGAGGACCCGACGGCUGGAGGCGUGGCUGGCGUUUUCGCGAGGAGGAUGUAUAUGGUUACCCCGUGUAGACAUAUAUUCCAUAGCGAGUGUCUUGAGGGAUGGAUGCGGUUUCGCCUGCAGUGUCCGAUUUGUAGGGAGGAGUUGCCGCCUUUGUGAGGGAUGGGAGUGUAGAAAGGGGAUAGUGUUAGGGGAAGGGGAAAGGGAAGGGGGACAGAGGAAGGGGGGAUUAGAG
Annulohypoxylon maeteangense is the source of this 2764-nucleotide messenger RNA. RefSeq lists its product as uncharacterized. Gene Ontology annotation, molecular function: zinc ion binding. The record is from RefSeq and is a predicted model, not a curated record. Bases 148 to 2688 code for a protein of 846 amino acids. The transcript has a single exon. Lineage: Eukaryota; Fungi; Ascomycota; Sordariomycetes; Xylariales; Hypoxylaceae.